UGCCGCAGCGGUGCAUUCUGGGCGUGCGACAAGAUGGCGGCGCCCUUGCGCGAGUGCUGAGCAACAAUCCGUAUCGGCGAAGGGGAGAGAGAUAGAACGAGAAAAAGGAAGAGAGUGGGAGAGGGGGAAAAAAGGAGAAGUAGACGUAAGAGAAGAAGAAGCAAAAGUGGAAUAAAAUCGAUUUCGGCGCACUUUCGGGUUCACGGCGCCGGAAGAAGGAGGGGGAGGAGGAGAAGGAGGAGGAGACGCCGCGAGGGCUGCGUGCCGGAGCGUUGAGUCCCCGAGAGUCCGCGUGAAUGAAACCGAAAAUGACCAUGACCAUGGUGAUGAUGAUGAUGAUGGUCAUAGUAGAGCUGGGCCUGCGUCCGACCCGUUCCCCCUAACGAAGACCCGUCCUCACAUACAAUAAAGUGCACUUGUUUAAAAACUCGAUAUAAAAAUCAUUUUAAUAAAAACAGCACCAGACGACCAUCUUCGGAUUUUUCUCGCGGCUCGUGCUUGAGAUUGUGGACGCGGCCGUGUCUUUUGCAAGGAGCCUGAUGAAGAUGGACACGGAGCUGCUCCACUCGCCUGCCGUGGCGCUGUCAGAGGAAGACGAGGCCGAUAUGAGUGACUGGAACCUUCCUCUGGCCUUCAUGAAGAAACGGCACCUAGAGAAGAUCGAGGGUUCAAAAGCACUCGCACAGAGCUGGAGGAUGAAGGACAGGAUGAAGACGGUGAGUGUUGCACUCGUUCUCUGCCUGAAUGUUGGAGUCGACCCUCCUGACGUGGUGAAGACGUCGCCCUGUGCCAGGCUGGAGUGCUGGAUAGAUCCUCUGUCGAUGAGUCCGCAGAAGGCGCUGGAGACGAUCGGAGCCAAUCUGCAGAAACAGUACGAGAACUGGCAACCCAGGGCGCGGUAUAAGCAGAGUUUAGACCCCACGGUGGACGAGGUGAAGAAGCUGUGCACGUCUCUGAGGAGAAACGCUAAAGAGGAACGCGUCCUGUUCCACUACAACGGACACGGCGUCCCCCGUCCCACCGUCAACGGGGAGAUCUGGGUCUUUAACAAGAACUACACUCAGUACAUCCCUCUGUCCAUCUAUGACCUGCAGACAUGGAUGGGGAGUCCCUCCAUCUUUGUGUACGACUGCUCUAACGCCGGCAUCAUCGUCAAGUCCUUCAAACAGUUUGCACUGCAGAGGGAGCAGGAGCUGGAGCAGGUGGCGGCGAUAAACCCGAACCACCCCCUGGCUCAGAUGCCCCUCCCUCCUUCCAUGAAGAACUGCAUCCAGCUAGCAGCUUGUGAAGCUAACGAGCUCCUCCCUAUGAACCCUGACCUUCCUGCUGACCUCUUCACCUCCUGCUUGACCACGCCCAUCAAAAUUGCCCUGCGCUGGUUCUGUAUGCAGAAAAGUGCUAAGCUGGUGCCAGGAGUCACACUGGACCUGAUCGAGAAGAUCCCUGGCCGUCUGAAUGACAGGAGGACGCCGUUAGGAGAGCUCAACUGGAUCUUUACCGCCAUCACAGACACCAUCGCUUGGAACGUGCUACCUAGAGAUCUUUUCCAGAAACUCUUCCGCCAGGAUCUGUUGGUUGCCAGUCUGUUCCGGAACUUUCUAUUGGCUGAGAGGAUCAUGAGGUCAUACAACUGCACUCCGGUCAGCAGUCCAAGGUUACCGCCCACCUACAUGCACGCCAUGUGGCAGGCGUGGGAUCUGGCCGUGGAUAUCUGCCUCUCUCAGCUUCCCACCAUCAUCGAGGAGGGCACGGCUUUCAGGCAGAGUCCGUUUUUUGGCGAGCAGCUCACGGCGUUUCAGGUGUGGCUCACGAUGGGGGUGGAGAACAGAAACCCACCUGAGCAGCUCCCUAUUGUCCUACAGGUCCUCCUGAGUCAGGUGCACAGGUUGCGAGCGUUGGACCUGUUGGGUCGUUUCCUGGAUCUCGGACCCUGGGCUGUCAGCCUGGCUCUAUCAGUAGGAAUAUUUCCAUAUGUUUUGAAGUUGUUACAGAGUUCAGCGCGAGAGCUUCGUCCUCUCCUCGUCUUCAUCUGGGCUAAAAUCCUUGCUGUGGACAGUUCAUGUCAGGCUGAUCUGGUGAAGGAUAACGGUCAUAAGUACUUCCUGUCAGUGUUGGCUGAUCCGUACAUGCCGGCCGAGCACCGCACCAUGGCCGUCUUCAUCCUGGCAGUUAUUGUCAACAAUUACAACACAGGACAGGAGGCGUGUCUGCAGGGGAACCUGAUAGCGAUCUGUCUGGAGCAGUUAAGCGAUCCUCAUCCCCUCCUGCGUCAGUGGGUCGCGAUCUGCCUCGGCCGCAUCUGGCACAACUUCGACUCUGCUCGCUGGUGCGGCGUUCGGGACAGUGCUCACGAGAAACUCUACAGCCUCCUGUCAGACCCCAUCCCCGAGGUGCGUUGUGCAGCCGUAUUUGCGUUGGGGACUUUUGUGGGGAAUUCAGCAGAAAGGACGGAUCAUUCCACCACCAUCGAUCACAAUGUGGCUAUGAUGCUCGCACAACUCAUCAACGACGGGAGCCCCGUGGUCAGGAAGGAGCUGGUGGUGGCUCUCAGUCACCUGGUGGUUCAGUACGAGAGCAACUUUUGCACUGUCGCUCUGCAGUUUAUGGAGGAGGAGAAGAACUAUGCAGCACCCUCACCUGCUAACACUACAGAGGCGGGGAACGUGACUCCGGUGAGGGAGCGAGACAGUCCGGCGGUUCCUCGUCUCCGCUCUGUUAACUCCUACACCAACAUCCGAGCGGCGAGCAGCGCCCGCAACCUCAACAAGAGCCUCCAGAACCUCAACCUCAACGAGGAAGGCGGGCCCGUGACCUUCUCUCCCGGUAAUCUGAGUGCCAGCAGCAGUGCCAGCAGCACCCUCGGCAGCCCCGAUAAUGACGAGUUCCUCCUGUCCUUUGAGACCAUUGAUAAGAUGAGACGCGUCAGCUCAUACUCGUCUCUCAACUCGCUCAUCGGUGUGUCCUUUAACAGCGUAUACACACAGAUCUGGCGUGUGUUGUUACACCUGGCGGCUGAUCCGUUUCCUGAGGUGUCUGAUUUGGCCAUGAAGGUGCUGAAUAGCAUCGCCUAUAAGGCUACGAUGAAUGCACGGCCGCAGAAGAUUUUGGACUCGGGUUCUCUCACGCAAUCUGCACCCGCCAGUCCAACCAGCAAGGGAACACUCAUACACCAAGCUGGCGGGUCUCCACCUAUCCCGGGCGUGUCCAGUUCCAGCCUCACCAACGACGUGCCAAAACCACCACAAGCCCCGCCCACUCGCCCUCCGUACACACCCACUUUAGGCUCUCAGGCUCCGCCUCAUUCGCACCAAUUCUCACGAACACGCAAAAUGUUCGACAAGGGACCCGACCAGAUGGCAGAGGAUGGGGAUGAGACUCCCGCUCACAGGAACUUUCUCAGUGUGACUCUUCAGACCGGACUGUGUGAAUGGAGCGCCAAAUACUUCGCACAACCCGUCAUGAAGAUCCCGGAGGAGCACGAUGUGGAGAGUCAGGUGAGGAAGGAGAGAGAGUGGAGGUUCCUGAGGAACGCUGGAGUGCGCCGCCAGAGCCAGCGUAUCACAAAGAGAGGAAUCACCCGAUUGGACGAUCAGAUCUUCAUCAACAGGAACCCUGGAGUGCCCUCGGUGGUGAAGUUCCACCCGUUUAACCCCUGCAUCGCCGUCGCCGACAAAGACUCCAUCUGUUUUUGGGACUGGGAGAAAGGAGAGAGGUUGGAUUACUUCUAUAAUGGGAAUCCCAGAUACACUCGCAUCACAGCGAUGGAGUACCUGAACGGACACGACUGCUCCCUCCUUCUCACCGCCACGGAUGACGGGGCGUUACGGAUCUGGAAGAACUUUGCAGACCAGCGCAACCCCGAAAUGGUGACGGCAUGGCAGGGUCUCUCAGACAUGCUGCCCACCACACGAGUGUGUGGAAAAGCGUUUUGGAAUUGCAGCGUGAGUCGGGACUCUAGAGAAAACCCCGGCUGCUCGGGUUUAGCUCGGCGAGUUUCAAUCUAUCUUGACAGAAGUAAGCAGGGAGGUGCAGGAAUGGUGGUUGACUGGGAACAAGAGAACGGUCUCCUCAUGACCUCUGGAGAUGUGCGAGUCAUCCGGAUCUGGGACACAGAGAGAGAGAUGAAAGUCCAGGACAUCCCGACAGGUGCAGACAGCUGUGUGACGAGUGUGUCAUGUGACCCGCAGCGUUCCCUAGUGGUGGCCGGUCUCGGAGACGGAUCGGUGCGUGUGUAUGAUCGUAGGAUGGCACCCAAUGAGUGUCGUGUGAUGACGUAUCGGGAGCACGGCGCGUGGGUGGUGAAGGCUCACCUGCAGAGAGAGACAGACGGACACAUCAUCAGUGUUAGUGUAAAUGGAGAUGUGCGGUUCUUCGACCCCCGGUUGCCCGACUCCAUCAACGUCCUGCAGACGGUGAAGGGACUGACGGCUCUCGACAUCCACCCUCAAGCCAACCUGUUUGCCUGUGGUUCUAUGAAUCAGUUCAUCGCUUUGUAUAACUCCAGCGGUGAUGUCAUCAGUAAUAUUAAAUACUAUGACGGGUUCAUGGGGCAGAGGAUCGGUGCUAUCAGCUGCUUAGCGUUCCACCCAUACUGGCCGCACUUGGCCGUGGGCAGCAACGACUACUACAUGUCCAUCUACUCGACGGACAAGAGACUGAGAUAACACCGUGACCUCUGACCUCUCGAUGUUACGUGCCCUUUGAACGGGCAGGAUGCAAAAUGACUUCUUGUACAUAUGCAACUACCACCAUGAAUGUUUAGUGAAGGCUGCUGAAGUCUCACAGUCACUAUUGGAAUAACAGCAGUAAUAAUAGAGUCAUUAUUAUUAUUAUUAUUAUUAUUAUUAUU
Silurus meridionalis is the source of this 4849-nucleotide messenger RNA. RefSeq names its product regulatory associated protein of MTOR, complex 1 (gene rptor). The record is from RefSeq and is a predicted model, not a curated record. The transcript is spliced from 37 exons. Gene Ontology annotation, molecular function: protein binding; protein-macromolecule adaptor activity. Gene Ontology annotation, cellular component: TORC1 complex; cytoplasm. Bases 540 to 4664 code for a protein of 1374 amino acids. Gene Ontology annotation, biological process: cellular response to starvation; regulation of autophagy; cellular response to amino acid stimulus. NCBI's taxonomy places the organism in Eukaryota, Metazoa, Chordata, Actinopteri, Siluriformes, Siluridae.